Messenger RNA from Gaeumannomyces tritici R3-111a-1, 470 nucleotides. RefSeq lists its product as hypothetical. The coding region runs from base 1 to 390 and encodes 129 amino acids. The record is from RefSeq and is a predicted model, not a curated record. Lineage: Eukaryota; Fungi; Ascomycota; Sordariomycetes; Magnaporthales; Magnaporthaceae. The transcript is spliced from 4 exons.
AUGUAUAAUAUACAAAUAUUUGUGAGUGGAAUAUAUACACCAUUGGAUUUUCUCCCACAAAGUAAGAUAUUUCAUUGUGUGCCCAUCAGUGAAGUUAGAUGCCGUGUGAUAGGAAGUUGUAAAGUAGGCGACAAACGCGAGCUGCACAGAGGACUGGGUGCUGGGAUCUCGACCGAGGGGGUGUGGAUUCGGGCAAUUGGAAAAAAGUACACGCAACCGCGAUUUCGGAGCAACGGCAUGUUGUCGACAACAGGAUCGCAGAAGUCGAGCCUAUCAGGACAAGAUGCGUGGUCGGCAUUGAGCUUUUGCAACUUGUGUGAUGGUGCAUACGUGGGCCUCGUCCAGACUUCCCAGGACCAAAGACCCGUGGCACUCCCUCGAAUCGAGUAGCGGAAAACCAAUCUGCCAAAAGCAGAUAUCUAAGUUCCUUACACACUCGGCGGCCAAGGAGGAAAGUGAGGUGGUCUAGA